AUGCUUGACAAAGAUGUGUUCAGUCAGUGCUUAUCGACUGCUGGUCCAGCUGCUAUCGGCUACGGUGCUGGUCUCUGGGGUUCCAGGGGUUGCGGUCUAAAUUCUGGACUUUCUUCUAUUGGAGCGUAUGGUCUAGACGGUAUUGCAGGUCCUGGAGCUGGUCUGUCGGCUUGGGAUUCGAACUACGGCUUAUCCUCAGCAGCUUACGGCGGUUCUGGCAGCGGUGAUGUAUUAGUGUUAGGGCAACUGCCCGUUGCUGGUUCCACACUGGUCGGUGGACAGGAUGUGUUCAGUCAGUGCUUAUCGACUGCUGGUCCAGCUGCUAUCGGCUACGGUGCUGGUCUCUGGGGUUCCAGGGGUUGCGGUCUAAAUUCCGGACUUUCUUCUAUUGGAGCGUAUGGUCUAGACGGUAUUGCAGGUCCUGGAGCUGGUCUGUCGGCUUGGGAUUCGAACUACGGCUUAUCCUCAGCAGCUUACGGUGGUUCUGGCAGCGGUGAUGUAUUAGUGUUAGGGCAACUGCCCGUUGCUGGUUCCACACUGGUCGGUGGACAGGUGCCUAUCCUGGGCUCUGUUUGUUUCGAUGGAGCUGUCCCUGCUGCUGGGUCGGUUUGCAUCGCUGGCAGUUGUGGUUGCGGAUGCAAUGGUUACGUCUAC
Brenthis ino (lesser marbled fritillary) is the source of this 654-nucleotide messenger RNA. The record is from the annotation of a GenBank genome assembly. NCBI's taxonomy places the organism in Eukaryota, Metazoa, Arthropoda, Insecta, Lepidoptera, Nymphalidae.